Molecule: messenger RNA, 4662 nt
Organism: Halteromyces radiatus
Lineage: Eukaryota; Fungi; Mucoromycota; Mucoromycetes; Mucorales; Cunninghamellaceae
Exons: 3
Coding region: 19-4587 (1522 amino acids)
Biological process (GO): endoplasmic reticulum to Golgi vesicle-mediated transport; mitotic spindle assembly checkpoint signaling
Cellular component (GO): RZZ complex
Source: RefSeq, a predicted model, not a curated record
AUUAUACCAAUUCUUUCAAUGAGCUUUCAGUCUUUUACAAAGUCUGAUGACUUUGUUCGUGACUUGUUACCAUCAAUACCGGAUGAACAUCAAUCUCGUGAAAAACCUCUGGUGAACAAUGAGUCACUUUUGCAUUGGUUAUCGGGUUUACAACAAUCCUCGUCUCAACUUUGUCAACAACUACAGCAACAAGUAGCUACUCAUGUCAAUGAAACUUUUCUACCUACUUAUCAACACAACGAACAAAUCUAUCAACGUGCUCAAGGCCAGAUUCAUGAGGCUUUAACUUCAAGUCAGGCAUAUCUGACAAUGGCAACCACAGCAACAACUCAAUCUACAUUAGCCUGUUCAGAAACUCAGUCUCUCCAUCAACAAACGAAACAACGACAACUCACCGUAAUCACUUUGACUAGAUUGAUUGAAAUAUCCAAAGAUCUUGAUCAGGUAGAUACUUUUUUACAUCGAGGUCUUAUUGUAGAAGCCACGCGACAACUAUUAUAUGUAUUGGAACUUCAAGACAAUGAUGAACAAAUGGACCAACCUCUGUUAUGGUAUCAAUUGAAAACAAGGGCUCAACAAUACAAGACUCUUUUAGCAAACACAAUACACGAUGGUUUGGUACAGACUAUCAAGAUCACAGUACACACUCAAGACCAAAACCUUGUGCGAAGCUUGCAAGUGCUACCAUCUGUCUCUUUUGCCUACGAAGGAACUGCCGACUCGACUACUUUUUGUUUGAAAGAUUUAUUAUUGGCAAGUUGUUUUCUUCAGACACAACACGUCGAAUUAGCUUCUCUCAAACGUCAUAUCAUGAAAUUGUUCUUCCAACCUAUGUUUGAUCAUCAAGAACAGCAACAAUCUAAGUAUGAUAUAACUCGGACAGAAUGCGAUGAUGAUACUCUUCGACAAGUCAGUACUCUUACAUCUGACAAUAACAACAACGGUGACGACUGGACAGAAUCUACUAUACACCAACAUCGAUGUUCUUAUGCCCAUUCUUUGAUGCAGCACACCGAUGAUGUCCUAAGGUUCCUCUUCGAUCGACUGUUCUGUGGUGGUGACAAAGAAUUAACAUCUGUACGACAACUAUUUGGACGACUUAUUUUACCUGAUGUAUUGGGUUCUUUGGUUACCAAUGCGAUUGUAUCGACUGUUCCUUCAUCAACAACAUCUGUAUCUCUACUAUCUGGUUUGGAUUCGAUCGUUAUCGCAGCUACUCAAUUGGAAAAACGAUGCGUUACGGACUAUGCACAAAUUUCAUCAUCAACGAACUCGAUGACACCAGAAGAACUUCCUUUGACGAGUUAUGUUAAUCACUAUGAUCAACAUGUAGCUUCCCAAAGACGAUCUCAUCUUUUGAACAAUGCUAGACAAGUGAUGUUACGACGUAUAUACGAUGCGGAAAAGGAUGACAAUAAUGGACCAAGUAUCACACAAACGCCUAAGAUCCUACUAGCCAUGAUUCAAGAAACGAUCAACGAAGCCAAUGCUCUGGAACAGCAACAACAGAUACAUUAUCCUGUGACGAUCUCCACCUUACGACGAACCGUACAUGAUAUUUUGGUAUUGUACAUGUCCAUCAUGCCUAGUAUUCAUCGAUCGAUGUUCCUGCAACAUGCAUCUCAUGCCAUUGUGUUCAAAAAUGACUGUUAUUGGUUGGCUUCCAAGCAAGAUGUUUACAAAGAUAUCAGUGAUGCCGGUAGCAAGUUGGUGCAAUUGGGUGAUCUCUGGCAAAAGGUGGUGAUCGCUCAGCUUAUGAAUACAGUUGGAUUGGCUUUGGACAAGACAAGCGAAUGGCAGCAAGAUGUGAAUUAUCAACAACAGCAGCAACCAUCUGAUAUCAAUGACGGUAAAAGUGGCUUGAUGGAAACUGGAAUCUCUCCUUCUAUUUCAACUCAACAACAACAGCAACAACAACAGCAACAACAACAGCAACAACAACAGCAGCAGCAGCAACAGUACGAUGAUUAUAUCCCAUUGGAAGAUGCCAUUGAAAUGAUUGUCAAUCAAGUACAAGGUUUGGUCAGUUCUAUUCGACCUGUGAUGACAGACGAUUCAUACAAAGCGAUUCUUAUCCAAAUCAUCGAUAAUGUGGUGGGUAGACUUAUGCGGGAUAUUUUGGCUAUGCAAGACAUUAGUGUGGAUGCAUCUCAAACUAUGGCUCAAGCGCUGAAUGGAGUGGCACAAUUAGCAAAUCUUUUCUCGUUAUCUUCUUCUUCAUUUGGUACAAAGGAGGAAGAUACACUUGUUAGUGAAUUUCAACUACGACAGUGGAUUCCUCAUUGGCAAGGCUUUUGGACUACGAAGGAUAUGUUGGAUAUGACUAUGGUGGAUAUUUUGGACGCUCUUCAUCGUGGAGAUCUACAUAUGUUUACUCAUCAAGAAUUGGUUCAUCUUGUAUGUGCCUUGUUUGCCGAUACUCCUCGUCGUGAUGAAACCUUACGAGUGAUCAAGACAAGCGAUCUUUCCGGUACAAAGUUCAUUCCUUCUCAACAUCAUGAUGAUGAGGAUCAACCAAAGGCAAGUUCUCUGUUAUCACCUUCUUCUUUUGCAUCCUCUUUAAUGACACAACAACAAGAACAACGGACGCCUAGCAGCAAAAUCAGUAGUGGUAGACUGCCUUUUGAUAUGGAAGAAACGGAAGACGAUGGCUGGAAUCAUGAUGGAUGGUCUGCUGCUGAAGAUGAUGAUGAUGUUAUGGAUAUGGUUGGUCAGCUCUCUACCUCACGAGAUAAUGAACUUCAGGAAACAAACAAUACCCGUCAAGUGGAAGAUACAGACAAGUUGAUGGAAGAAGAAAAACCAGUACAACGAAAUGACCGUGAUCUGGCAAUGAAAGCUUCUCCGGAAAGUGACAGAUCAAAGUCGAAUGAACUACCUCCAGCAACAUGGUCGCCACUAGAAGAAGAUGGUGAUGAUGGUAAAGCGUUACAAUCAACAAGAUCAACUGAAAAGUCAGGCGUACUUGAUAUGCAUUCCGAAGAAGUUAACACUGACUGGAUGGAACAAGAUGAGCAUGAUAAUGAUGCUGGAUGGUCUGAUGGGGAUUCUAUUGCUGAAUUACUGGAAAGCGAAGCACUUAAACUUAAAUCCAAAGGUGAUCAACUUGACAUUGAAAACAACACUACACCUCUACUGGACUGUAUGAUUAUUGACUCAUCACCACCUGCCACUGAAGUAGAUCUGGAACAAAGAUUCUCACCAUCUCUCUCUCCACCAAUGCGACAGCAACAACUUAUUCAAACUUCACCCAUUCCACAGCAUCAGCAAGAACAACAAAUCAAACAAGAUCAAGAGACCAGGCUGGAUGAUAUGACUGUUGACCAAGGAAAUGAAACCAUAGACAACUGGAUGGAUGAUAAUGGAUGGUCUGAUGGUGAUUCGAUUGCGGAAUUAUUGGCGGCAGAACAAUUCCAUCUCAAACCUAUUGUGAGUGACGCUACGAUGCCAUCGUUGAAUCAUGAAGAAGAAGAAGAAGAAGAAGGACAAGAGAAGCACCUAACACUAGUUUCACCGUCACUUUCAUCAUCAUCAAUACAGCAACAACAAUAUCAACACACAAAAUACCAUGUAUCUAAGACUUUGGCGGGCGUAGACACUGGAACGGAAACAGAAUCGAUACCAAAAGAAGAGAAGCAGCCACAGCGACAGACACAACCUAUCGAUGCCACAAAUACAAUUGAGAGCACUUUGAAUGAAGAAAAGGAUACCAAUAUGGACUGGAUGGAGGAUGCAGACAAGGAAGGCGGAUGGUCAGAUGGAGAUUCUAUUGCUGAACUGUUGGCGGCAGAACAACUUCGGUCAAAAACCAUGGAUGAUAUUGACAAUGACGAUAAGAUUCAUGCUUCUACUGAACAAGAGGUCCUCCCUGCAACGGAACCUGUCGCCUCUGAUAUCUUGGUGUCCGCGACUAUUACCGAUACUGAUGCUAUUACCACUACUGAUACUACUACUGCUGCUACGGAUACUGUUACCACAAAUAUGGAUGAAUAUAUACCAUCAACAUCGCCAUCAUCAUUCUCUCAACCACAACAGCAACCACAAGGACAUUCUUCAACAUCAGCGACUGUGGAAAUAUCAUCAUCAUCAUCGUCACCAUCAUCACCUUCGCUGCUACAUCAACAAGAGCAACAGCAACACCAAGAACAGCACUCUUCGUCUCAACCAGGAUUGACAUUGCCACAGGAUUCGCUGGGACAAAAUGAUAUGGAUGAUCUCCUCAUGACGAUUGGUGACGACGAGGAAGUGGGUGGUGGCUGGUCUGAUGCUGAAAAUAUACUGGAUUUUGACAUGCAACCCUUACCCAAAGAUCAUGGCAUGAUACAGAAGGAAGAACAGUCAAUCACUCUCACAGCAACAAAGAUAGCACCAGAACCAGGAUCAUCAAUACCAUCGACGAAGGAAGAAAAUGCUGGACAGAAAAGCAACAAUAAUAACAACAACGACAGUAAAAAUGGCAUAAGGUAUGAUCAAUCCAAGGAUAACAUGAUUACCAAGGUGGAUAUGAAUGCAAUCGCUAUGGGCAAGGAUACUGAAGGUUAUGAUGACGAUGGUGGCUGGUCUGAUGCUGAUGAAGACCUCUUCUAGAUAUAGUUUAUUAUUAUAUUAGAGUUUUGUAGUUUAUUGAAAUAUUAUUAAUAAAAACAUUGUGUUGAAUGAUUU